Messenger RNA from Pseudomassariella vexata, 972 nucleotides. RefSeq names its product Chloroperoxidase. Bases 82 to 789 code for a protein of 235 amino acids. NCBI's taxonomy places the organism in Eukaryota, Fungi, Ascomycota, Sordariomycetes, Amphisphaeriales, Pseudomassariaceae. The record is from RefSeq and is a predicted model, not a curated record. Gene Ontology annotation, molecular function: peroxidase activity. The transcript is spliced from 2 exons.
GCAGUAAGUAUAUCCCGCAUCUACAAGAGUUUCGCAACCCAGCACUUCCGCAAAUCGCUAAUUGGAUUGAUCUUGCCCGCGAUGAAUGCACAGUCUCUUUUACUUUUGGGCGCUGCCGCUUUUGCAACGGCAACAGCAGACUACGAGUGGCUCCCCGCGGGACCAGGCGAUAGCCGCUCACCCUGCCCCAUGCUCAACUCCCUGGCCAACCACGGCUACCUCCCCCACAACGGCCUCUCAAUAUCCCAAGACGACGUCAUGACUGCCCUCAACGAAUCCGUCAACUUCAUCGCCGACGCCCUUGGCCCCAUCAUCCAACUGGCCCUUACUACCUCUACCACAGGCAACGCAUCAACAUUCAACCUCGCCGACACGGCGAAGCACAACGUCAUUGAGCACGAUGGCAGUUUGAGCCGCGACGAUCUUCACUUUGGGAAUCAAAAGGAUUUUGAUGCCGUUGUGUGGGCAGAAACCGUCGCCCAUUUCACCGAGGAGACUAUUCCGCUUCAGACGGCUGCGAGCGCAAGGGUCGAUAGACUGGCUGCGGCGCAGGCAGUGAAUCCGGAGUUUAAUCUGACUAGUUUGGGGCCCACCGCUAGUGUUUUUGAAACGACGUUAUAUGAAAUUACGUUUGGGGAUAGGGUUGAAGGGAAUCCUCCGACGGAAUGGAUUCGUGUUUUCUUUGAACAGGAGAGGAUUCCGUUCGAGGAGGGAUAUGUGAGGCCUGACAAUGGGAUCACGACGGAAGAGUUCAACGUCAUGGCGGCGAAAAUCGUGGCGUUAUCUUAAAGGUUGGUAUUUACAUGGGGGGAUUCAGGUUUGAGCUCAACAUAUUUGGCAGGUUUCAUGGGAAAAAAUCGGGCUUUAAUUUUGUGUAAUAAUACGGCUAUAUAAGUCGCGAUGGGCUGGUGUAGAUAUUUCUUGGUAUUCCUAGACAUCCCACUGUACUAAAUUAAUCUAAGCUCACGUCCC